GUCGUGGUUCUUGUCGCAUUGCUUGUUUUUAACGUGUUCACGCAGGGAAAGGUUGAGAAAAGCGAACCAUUUAUAUCCACACGUUUUUUGGAUAAAUCGAUUCUUGAGGGGGGCGAACACGUCGCCUGUCAACCAGCUCUGCUCAAGGUUGAUGAUAACUUCUUCAUGGUCAUCCCCCCAGACAAAAAUGAAGCUCCCAUGAGUUCAGUAGAAGAUUUUCAAAGUGCAACCCACUCAAUCAUGGAGUUAAUUGGUCCUGAUCAUGGGAACCCGUCUGUUUUCCUUGGCAGCUUUUGCGGCACUUGUUUGAUCGGUAAUAAUACAUUGAAGGCGAAGUUUUGCAAUUCCUUAAGUGCAGUAUCAGACGACUUGCUAUACCACUCUACAAAUUGCCCUUAUCAGCAUUCCCCCCAAAUUAUACCGAAUUUCAGGAAGACUACUACAGAAGCUAUAAGCCAACAAUCAGUCCACGUGAUAUUUCAGAAAUGGGAAUGUGGUUGGGAGGACUAAGUUUGAUACCAGCAACUCAGUUUAGCAGAUAUGAUAUAAAGUUUCCUCCACAACUGCUUCCUCCGCCUCAAGGAACAAUUUUCAUGGAUAAUUCAACACAACCAACUAGUUUCUUUGA
Puccinia graminis f. sp. tritici CRL 75-36-700-3 is the source of this 628-nucleotide messenger RNA. RefSeq lists its product as uncharacterized. Bases 166 to 510 code for a protein of 114 amino acids. Lineage: Eukaryota; Fungi; Basidiomycota; Pucciniomycetes; Pucciniales; Pucciniaceae. The transcript is spliced from 5 exons. The record is from RefSeq and is a predicted model, not a curated record.